Molecule: messenger RNA, 5858 nt
Organism: Brassicogethes aeneus
Lineage: Eukaryota; Metazoa; Arthropoda; Insecta; Coleoptera; Nitidulidae
Source: the annotation of a GenBank genome assembly
GUUGGCGUUCCGUUUGAUGUUGAUGACAUUUGUCAAAUAUAAAUGUCAAAAAAAAUGGGAAAAGAUGUUUUUCCACUGAAAUCAUCAAGUUUGACAAAUCCUUAAAGAAAAUCAGUCAAAAUAACGAACGAGCGGAACUCGGACUACCUGUAGGUGUAUGUGGUGUCACACAUUCAUUGACCAAAAAGAAGAUUUACCGUUUUAUUUUGACGUUGACAAUGCAACUGUAAAGUGUAUGAUGGUGACAGUAAAAUGUUAGAAGUCCUGCAAAUGUUUUUAUUUUUAUUUAAAUCCAAGUAUAGACGAAAAUGCUUCAAGUGGGAUCUAGUCUGUUUUGUGAUUGUGGUGUUAGGUGCCUGCACAACACUUGUGAGGGCUAAAUGCCAUGAUAACUCCAACUGUAGUGGCAAUGGGGUGUGCAAAAAUGACACUUGCGUGUGCUACGAUGGUUGGCAGGGGCCCCAGUGCCAACAUUGUGGAGGGAAAAUCAGACUGGGUAAUUCGACCGGCGUCAUCCACGACGGAAACGGCAACUACACAAUGGGUUUGAAGUGCAGCUGGCUGGUGGAUGCGCCAAACUCGACCAUCACGCUGCACAUCGAAGAAUUCGCCACCGAAUGCGGUUGGGAUCACCUAUACAUUUUCGAUGGCGACAGCGUCGAGUCGCCUCUGCUCGCCGUGUUCAGCGGCCUUAUGUACAAGGACACUUACAGCAUCCAACGAAUACCCGAAGUGGUGGCGCACUCUGGUUCCGCCUUGGUCCACUUCUUCAGCGACGACGCAUACAACAUGUCCGGCUUCAACAUCACGUAUCGGCUAAACGCUUGUCCGUCGACCGUCUCUGGGAAAAACUGCUCGGGGCGCGGCAUCUGCAUAGACGGCGUCUGUACUUGCGAUGGCCCGUGGGACGGCGCCGCCUGCCACAUUGAAAAGUGCCCAGGCAAUUGCGGGGCGGCGCAGCAGCGCGGCAUCUGCGAGCCGGUGCGCGGCUGCAUGUGCCUGGGCGAGAACAAGGGCGCCGAUUGCGGCCAGACGCGCAGCGAGGGCUAUUGGGAGACGGUGAACGCGCGCAGUUUUGUCCCAGGGGGUGCGGCGUCGCACGGUGCCGCUGUUUGGAAGGAUUCUAUGUACGUAGUUGCCGGCGAAAGCUACAAUAGGGAUUUCGUCCUCCAUGUCUAUGAUUUUAACGGUAACGUAUGGGAAACCCCGAACAUAGACAGCCCCUCGUCCCGCUACGGUCAUUCCACAGUGAUCUACGGCGACAAGAUAUUUCUCUACGGCGGCGUUUUAGGCAACCGCGGCCCCACCUCAGAGUUGUGGGCCUUUGACAUCAGCGCCAAAGUGUGGGAAAACAUCACCGUGAAAGCGGAACUGUGCAACGGAAGCUACAUGCUGUGCGGGCCGCUGAAAUCGGCAGGGCACACGGCCACCAUCAUCAACACGCCCAACAAAAAAGACGACCGGAUGAUCGUUAUAUUCGGGCAUUCGCCUCAACUGGGCUAUCUGAACACGGUGCAGGAGUAUAAUUUCGGUACUAGAGAGUGGCACGUUAUAAACAACACGACCGGUUAUCCAGUCAAGGGUGGCUACGGGCAUACGGCGAGUUGGGACCCGUUGACGUCAAAGAUUUACGUUUACGGCGGUAUUAUAUCCGAGAGCGAUUCAGUUAGUGUUUUAACGCGUACUUUGUACUCCUACGAACCCAAUAAAAGAAUAUGGACUCUACUUGCUGACGCUCCUUCCUCGAGGUUUCUACACACAGCUACGUUUGUAUCGCCUGGCCUUAUGUUGGUUUUUGGCGGUAACACUCAUAACGAUACUCAUCAGAGCUUCGGUUCCAAAUGUUACAGCUCUGAGUUGCUGGCGUACGAUGUCGUAUGUAACAGCUGGCAAGUUUUGCAAGUGCCAAAAGAUAUACACGCUGAUUUAGCACGUUUCGGGCAUUCCGCAGUGGUCUUUGAAGGUUCCUUAUACAUUUAUGGAGGUUUCAACGGACAAAUGUUGUCCGAUAUGCUAAAAUAUACGCCUGGUGACUGCGCCAGCGACCGCUUCAAAACGCUAAACUCUUGCCUCAACACACGACCUGGUGUUAAGUGUGUUUGGAAUGUGAAAAACGCUAGCUGCUGGCCAAUACAGAAACUCCCGAAAGAGUACACUUUCUCCGAUUCAAACUUUCAACUUUGCCCAGUCUUGAAUCGGUCAUCGAUCACCUACAACAUUAUUCAGAACGUGGAUAAGUGCAGCAAGAUGGAGGACUGCGUGAGCUGUGUGCAAACGACCAAUUCUUGCGUGUGGUGCGGGACGCAGUGCGUGUACCACAACAAGUGCAAGAAUAGUUCCGAGCCGGUGGUGUCCGUGAUGGACAAUUGUUCGGUGGAUCAUGCGCCGAUUUGCAAGAGGCUGCACGCCUGUUCAGCAUGCACGUCUAAACCGUUUUGCAGGUUCCGUUUCGAGCACUCGAAAUGCGUGCCGGUCUCCUCGAACCUGACCCUGGACGCCGCCUCGGAAUCGCCUCAGUGCCCGAAGGUGUGCGCGGACUUCAACUCGUGCACCAACUGCACCCUGGAGGAAUGCAUCUGGUGCCAGAACGAGGGCCGUUGCGUCGACAAGAACGCCUACACGUCUAGCUUUCCGUACGGUCAGUGCCGCGAGUGGACAACCGAGGGCGAGAAGUGCCGAACGGCGAACGGCAGCCACGAGCACUCGCAGUGCGGAUCGUAUCCCACGUGCUCCAAGUGCAGGGACGAUCCGGCGUGCGGAUGGUGCGACGACGGCUCCAAGACCGGCCUCGGUACGUGCAUGCCCGGAGGAUACACAGGGCCUACACUGCACACACAAUCUCUCCCGUCGAGUAUCUGUCCGCAGGACCGCUGGCAUUUCACGAACUGCCCGCAAUGUCAGUGCAACGGUCACUCCGGCUGCACGGAGAACACGAGCAUGUGCCGAAACUGCACCGACCUCACGUCCGGCCCAAAUUGCGAGCGCUGCAUCAAGGGCUACUGGGGCAACCCUGUGAACGGCGGCAGCUGUCAGCCGUGCGACUGCAACAGCCAGGCGACGCAGUGCGACCCGGAGAGCGGCAAGUGUUAUUGCACCACCAAGGGCUUGGUGGGCGAUCAUUGCGAGAAAUGCGACAGCGCGAACCAUUACAACUCCGAUCCCAUCAACAAAUCUUGCUACUACGACUUGACAAUUGACUAUCAAUUCACAUUCAACCUGAGCAAAAAAGAGGACCGCCACUACACGCAAAUAAACUUCCGGAACUCGCCGAACAAAGCCGACAUCGACGCAGACUUUUCGAUCCAGUGCUCGGUGCUCGCGAAGAUGAAUAUAACAAUAAGAAGAGGUAACUCAAAGGAGGAGAAGCCGAUCUACAUCGAGCACAAUUGCACGACGCUGUUCAAGACGCGCUUCUUCAAAUCGGACUACAAUUUCGGCGUUGAGGACAACGUCACGUUGACCACGUUCUACGUUUACGUGUACGACUUUCAACCGCCCCUGUGGAUUCAGAUUUCGUUUUCGCAGUACCCGAAGCUCAAUUUGCAGCAGUUUUUCAUCACGUUUUCCUCUUGUUUCUUGCUGCUGCUGCUCUCGGCCGCCCUCUCGUGGAAAAUCAAGCAACGCUUUGACAUGUACCGACGUCGGCAGCGCCUUUUCGUCGAAAUGGAACAGAUGGCGUCCCGUCCAUUCUCGCAGGUGCUCGUCGAGCUCGAGGUCAAGGAGUUUCGAGAAGACUCGGAGGCCACGCCGAUCGCGGUGGCCGCCGAGGCCAAGCGAAAGAAGCGGGACGCUCCCAGCCCCAUCGCCCUCGAACCAUGCUACGGUAACAGAGCGGCAGUACUUAGUCUGUUGGUGCGGUUGCCUACGGGCGGGGAGGCUUACACGGCGCGCGGCCAGUCGGCGGGGCUGGCGAUCGCGAGCGCCCUCGUCACGCUCGGCAAUCCUCGGAAGCUCAGCAUUGACCAAGUGAAAACCGAAACGAAAACGGGAAAGUCGCGAAAAUCGCAAAGCCAACAUCCCGACAGUUGCCUGUAAAGUAUAUAGGAAGAAGAAGAUUUAGCGGAGAAGUUACUGUUUGAUACCAACAGUGAGGUAUGAAGAUAACCAAAGAGUAGUGUGUUAAAACACUAGGAAGGCAUCUUAACUAAUACAUAGUGUUGUUAGCUACAUUUAACAAGUAUUUUUUAACGCUUAACACAGAAAUUAUAACUAGAAAAUCUAUAUUAGGUCCGUCCGUCUACAUUUGAUAAACUAAGCAUGUUUUAUUGUUUUUACACACUAUUUUGUUGGCGAAUAAUGAGUAAAUCAAAUAAAAGUAUGGUACAAUACUUAAAUCAAACAAGGCCUGUGGUUGGACAAAAUGCUAUAUUAUAUUUUUUCUCUUAACAUUUAGAUAUAGACGUGCACUUGGUAUAUGAUAUUUAUAAUUUUUUAUUUGUAUAUAUUAAGUAUUUAGGGAGGUUCGGGCACGAUAUUAAUCACGAUAAGAUGUUGAUAAAAUUUUAGGUUGAGUUCAACAUUUUAUUAUUGUAACUAUUAUUGUGGCCUUCCUCCUUAAAGUGAAUGUUGUACAUUUUCUUUGAAUUAUUUAAAUAAAAUAUUUAGCAUAUUUUUCAGUACAACCUGAUGUUGGUAUCAGGCAAAAUACCCAUAGAUUUUUGUGUAAGUCUCAUCCAAGCGCCACAUGGAAUAAAUGAUAUAUAUAUGUAUAUAUAUAUCAUACUAUAUCAUCUAUUUGUUGGGGUGCUUGGGCCCCGGUAGUACUCUAAAAAUUGUGAUACAGAUAAUAAGACAGCCAAGAGUAAGAGAUUGUCCACAUUAGAUAUUCCAAUUUCUUUACAUUAAACAAUGUAAUUCUUAUGGCAAAUAUUUUUUUUCUAGAAUCAACUUGGUGUCUUCUAAUUUUUUAUUAUUAAAAUUUUAAAAAUUACAAGGUAUGCACCAGUACAGCUGGCAUAAAAUUAAUGGCAAGAAUACUCAUUUCAUUAUUAAAAUAACAAUUAACCAUUUGAUAUUUCCAUUUUAAUCCAUUGUUUUUAAAUGCCACAGUAAAUAUAAAAGAACAUUUGGUAUAUUCAAGUUUUAAUUUAAACAAUUUAAGCAAUAUAAACCACUAUUUUAGCAAUAUGAAAUCUUAACAUUUCUUUUUGUGCUUCAUUAAAAGAAUUAUUUUCAUAUUUUUAAUUAAUUAAGGUAUGCAUGUGUACUAUGUAUAAUUUGUGAGACUGAAUAUUAUUUAUUCUUUUAUAUCAUGUUGUAUUUUUUGUAGUUUUUAUAGGAAGGCCUGGAACAGUCUAAAAUUGGUUUAUUUGAUAUUACCAGUUUUGCAAUUUUGGAAAUAAUAUCUUUAAAAUAAUUUACCCAGAAUUUGUUAGUUUUAAAUUAUUUAUUGCAAUAUGCAUGGCCAACAAAUUUUAACUGUGCAUUAAUCAUAUAAUUUUGCUUCACAAAAAAUGUUUUGUGUGAAUUCUUGGUAGUAAGUAAAAACCUAUUUUUAAUAUUUGUACUAAACGGAUCACUAGUCUAAUUUGUUUGCGAUCCUGAUCUCAUAAGGUUUUUUUAAUAAUAUGAUUUUAAAUUUACAAGGUGCGUCCAUAGAGUUAAAAAUUAAGUCACUGUUUAGGACUGCCAGUAAAUAACGAAUAAUAGCUUUAUAUAUUGGCACCUUGUUUAUAAUUUUUGCAUGUAAAAGACAUUUUUUUAAUUUUCUAUUUUAAAAAGAAACUAAAGGCCUUCUUAUAGCAGUCUUUUACUAAAGGGUUUGUCAUUAACUAAUUUUAUCCAUUUCCUUUACUGCCAUGUACCUUUAGGUAUACCUAUGUUCAUUAUUUCUAAUUGUAAAUAUAUCAUUAGUUUUA